AUGCAUCUCGUUCUCAUCCUGAUUGCGAGCUUGCUCCGGGGCAUUGUUGCUCUGCCAGCCCUUGACACCGCUGCCAUCAGCCGAGAUGUAGACUCGAGCUUGACAUGUCCUGAGCUCUUACCAGCUAUUCCUGGCUUUGAUUAUCCUCACCUGAUGAUCCCGAUCUCAUCAAGCCAUCCCAAUAUCGCGUAUCCGAAUACACUCACACCAAAUAUCAGCGCCAAUGACAUGUCUGUUGUCUUCAACUUCGACGUCCCAGAAGAGCGUUCAGGACAGAUGUGCACAUGGCAAUUUCUCUUCCCUCAACAGAAUCAACUUAGCACGUCAUACUUCAAAUUGAUCGGAUUUGGCACGUUCCAUUUCUCUCUUUCAGCACUCGGGAACGGGGCGAUUGCCGGUACCACCACGUUCAACAACCAACCGCUUCAAGCAAAUCCACACGGUUUUCCAUGUUCAGUGAGCAUGCAGCCAGGCAAUGCCUACACCGUCGGCUCGUCGCUUUGUGUACCGGGCCUGAUUAGCUUGACCAUGAGCAGCACGGACAGUCACCUGGAGUGGUUCGAAGAUUACAACCCAUGUCCGAUAGGUCUUUAUAUGACUUAUUCUCCAGCCUAGCAAGGGAUUUGGGGGACAGGAGUCGCAGAUGGCUCGAUGUCUCUGAGGAGUUUGAGAAGGAGUUGUUAAGAUUAGCAGGAAUGAACCAAUACGGAUAGAUGCGGAAUGUCGAUUAAGCGAAAGGACCACCAGCCUCUCUGCAUGAACUACUACGGGGUCCUAGGGCGGUGUUGUUGACGGGAUUGACUUGUCACCAAGAGAGAGGGCGAUGGUGGAAGAGGCUGGGAUUGUUUAUGGACUUGUAAUUG
Molecule: messenger RNA, 863 nt
Organism: Exophiala oligosperma
Lineage: Eukaryota; Fungi; Ascomycota; Eurotiomycetes; Chaetothyriales; Herpotrichiellaceae
Exons: 1
Coding region: 1-615 (204 amino acids)
Source: RefSeq, a predicted model, not a curated record